GGGUUAAGUGCAUAGAGAAGCGAUUCCUAGAGGAGAAGGGAAAUCCCCUGUGUGUGGUCUCGUCCGUCAGAGCAAAUUGUUCCCUCUUUGAAAAGAGCCUCUUCCUGUCUCCUUUUUUAACCCUCCGGAGGAAAGCGAAGCUUCAGCGUUUCAAAGGGUUAGGUCUCCCUUUGAGAUUUAGGGAGAUUUCCCCCCCUCAUCAGUUUUUGUGUGUGUGAUGAUCGUGGCAGAUAGAACCACAGAGGGAGUGGAAAUGACCACACAACUCUCAGCUGAUCCUGCAGCAGGAAAAGGCCUCGGUGCCCCCAAGUUUGGAAGGAGUGAGGAAUUCUGGAAAGGAACAGUGCAGAAGAUCCUGAACGAAAACGUCACCUCAGAAGCACAACGACAGCACUUCAGGCAGUUCUACCAGGAGGUCAAGGGACCCCGAGAGGCUUCCACCCAACUCCACUAUCUUUGCUAUCAGUGGCUGAAGGCACAGCGACACACAAAAGCUCAGAUCCUGGACCUGGUGAUCCUGGAGCAGUUCCUGACCAUCAUCCCCCCAGAAAUGUCCAGCUGGGUGAGGGAAUGUGGAGCGGAGACCAGUUCCCAGGCGGUGGCCCUGGCCGAAGGCUUCCUUCUGAGUCAGGGAGAGGAGAAAAAUCAGGAAGAGCAGAAGGUUGAUGGCGUUUCUCAGAGCCAUUUUCCAUCAGGCCACCGUGUCAUAGAUAAGGAGCCAUUGGACCUGAGAAAGAAUCCUGAGCAAGGACAGAUCAAGCAGGGAGAGGCUGAAACCGUUGUGGCCAUAGGUACUCCUCUAGUUGUUCCUCUUCAUGAAGAAAUGGAAGCAGAUCAGGGCCCGGUGACUUUUGAGGAAGUGGCUGUGCAUUUUACCCAGGAGGAAUGGGCACUGCUGGAUCGUGACCAGAGAUCCCUCCACAGGGAAGUCAUGGAGGAAAAUCGUACAAUUGUGGCCUCUCUUGGUAACUUGAGGAAAAGAAAUGUAUGGGGCAAAUGUGAGAAGUAUUUUAUGCACACAACUGGCCUUGACGGACACCUGCAAACCCAUACAAAAGGGGAGAGUUGUACCAGAUUGGAAUCUUAUAAAUGCACAGUUUGCGGGAGGUGUUUCUCCCUGAAAAUGACACUGGUGCUUCACAGGAGAACUCACACUAUAAAGGAAUGCUUUAGAGGUGGAGGACCGGAAAAGCAUUUUGACAGCAAAUUGUACCUGCUGAACCACCAGAAGGUCCAGGGGAAGGAGAAAGCAUACAGAUGCCAGGGGCGUGGAAUACAUUCUCCUCUAAAUUCCCAUUUGGAUCAAGAGGCAGUCCUCACAGCAGAGAAACUGUACAAAUGCAGGAUGUGUGGGGUGUAUUUUACUCAGCAUUCAAACUUUCUGAUCCACCAGAGAGUCCACAGAGGAAAGAAACUAUACACAUGCCAGGAGUGUGGGAAAUCUUUUGCUCAGAUGUUACACCUGCUAGUGCACCAGAGAGUCCACACUGGAGAGAAACCCUACAAAUGCCAAGAGUGUGGGAAAUGUUUUGCCCGUCAUGCACACGUGGUCAUUCAUCAGAGAGUCCACACAGGAGAGAAACCAUACAAAUGCCAGGAGUGUGGUAGAUCUUUUGCUCAGAAUUCAAACCUUUUGAGGCAUCAGAGAUUUCACACAGGGGUGGGGCCGUACAAAUGCCAGAAGUGCGGGAAAUGUUUUCCUCACAAUUCACACCUCCAAAAGCACCAGAGACUCCGGAUGAGAGAGAAACCAUUCAAAUGCAAAGAAUGUGGAGAAUGUUUUUCCCGGAAUGCAAGCCUUCUGAGGCAUCAAAAAGGGCACACAGGAGAGAAAGAAUAUAAAUGUUGGGAGUGUGGGGAAUGUUUUAAUCGAAAUGCGAAUCUUCUGAUCCACCAGAGAGUCCACACAGGGGAGAAACCCUACAAAUGCCAGGAGUGUGGGAAAUGUUUUGCUCAGAAUCCAAACCUUUUGAGGCACCAAAGGAUCCAUACUGGGGAGAAACCCUACAAAUGUCAGGAAUGUGGGAAAUGUUUUGCUCAGAGUUCAAGCCUUCUGGCACAUCAGAGGGUCCACACAGGAGAGAAACCGUACAAAUGCCAGGAUUGUGGGAAAUGUUUUGGUACAAAAUCAGUUCUGUUGAUUCACCAGACUGUCCACACCAGAGAGAAACCGUACCAGUGCCAGGACUGUGGGGAGUCUUUUGCUCGGAAUGCGAACCUCUUGAUCCACCGGAGGAUCCACACAGGAGAGAAACCAUAUAAAUGCCAAGAAUGUGGGAAAUGUUUUGCUCGGAACUCAAACCUUUUGGCUCAUCGGAAAGUCCACACAGGAGAGAAACCGUACAAAUGCCAGGAAUGCGAGAAGUGUUUCACUAGGAAGGCAACACUUUCAAGCCAUCAGAGAGUCCACACAGGAGAAAAACCGUACAAAUGCCAGGAGUGUGGGAAAUGUUUUGCUCAGAAUUCAAAUCUUCUGGCACAUCAGAGAAUCCACACAGGAGAAAAACCGUACAAAUGCCAGGACUGUGAAAAAUGUUUCACUAGGAAAUCUCAGUUUAUAGCACACCAAAGCAUCCACACAGGUUAGAAAAAGGCUAGAAAAAUGCAGCCUUCUGAGCUAUCAGGCAGUUGACAGAAGAGAGAAAUCUUACAGAUGUUUGAGGUGUUGGAAGUGGUUCAGUUAGAAUACAGAUAUUUUAGAACAUUGAAAAAACCACCCAGAGGUGUCCCAAGUAUGAAUAAUGUUUUCCUUGGAAUUAAAACCUUCUGAUCCAACAUAGGGUGCACACAGGAGGGAAACCAUACAAAGACUAGCAUUGGAGGAAAUGUUUUGCUCAGAGUUCACACCUUCUGGUGUACCAGAGACUCCCUAUGAGAAAGAGGCCAUUCAAAAGUCAACAGUUUGGGGCGUGAUUUGUUGUUCUCUAGUGACUAGACCAUGGCUAACAAUGGUAAAUCUGUCCAGGUGCAUAUGUUGGGAUAUAAGAGAUUGUGUUGUCCUGAGUCAGACCCUUGAUUUUUUUGCAGUAGAUUUUUCUACUAUAUUAGUAGUGAUUGUCAGUAGCCUUUCAGGGUAAUUCUGCUGAUACUUUUAUGACUUAAGAGAUUGUGAUCCUGUGGAUACGCUAAGCUGAGAGACUCUGAAUCCUGCAAAGGCAUACCUGACUAGAGACAUACAGUCAGGAUAGGCACCUCCCAGGAGUGCAUCCAUUUGUUACCUGCCACUGCAUAUCAACCAGCCUGCUGGGCAUGAUGUAAAGAACAGGAAGAGCUGGCGGGUUGAGAGUGGCACAUCAGUGAGGCCCUAAAAACCUCAAAUACCGCUUAUGGCCACAUAGUCUUUGAAUAAAGUUAAGAGACAGCCAGAGAUGUCAUAUCCAUCUAUGUGCAACCUCUGCUAAUCGGCCGCCUGAAGAGUGCACUGCUUUGUCUAUAACUAAACAUGUAUUUUACAGUCA
Messenger RNA from Pogona vitticeps (central bearded dragon), 3458 nucleotides. The record is from RefSeq and is a predicted model, not a curated record. Lineage: Eukaryota; Metazoa; Chordata; Lepidosauria; Squamata; Agamidae.